UUAUCAGUGUAUAUUUACUAAAAUAAUUGCAUUUCCAUGUUCUGUGUACUGUGGGAGAACAGAUAUAGUGAAUGCAGGGUACGGGGAGACCAGAUAUAGUGAAUGCAGGGUACGGGGAGACCAGAUAUAGUGAAUGCAUGGGUCUGGGGAGACCAGGUAUAGUGAAUGCAGAGUCUGGGGAGACUAGAUAUAGUGAAUGCAGGUUUCAGGGAGACCAGAUAUAGUGAAUGCAGGGUCCGGGGAGAGCGGAUAUAGUGAAUGCAGGUUCCGGGGAGACUAGAUAUAGUGAAUGCAGGAUCCGGGGAGACUAGAUAUAGUGAAUGCAGGAUCUGGGGAGACUAGAUAUAGUGAAUGCAGGGUCCAGGAAGA
Molecule: messenger RNA, 369 nt
Organism: Staurois parvus
Lineage: Eukaryota; Metazoa; Chordata; Amphibia; Anura; Ranidae
Source: the annotation of a GenBank genome assembly